Messenger RNA from Labrus mixtus (cuckoo wrasse), 2153 nucleotides. RefSeq names its product MAGUK p55 scaffold protein 1 (gene mpp1). Gene Ontology annotation, cellular component: plasma membrane; cell-cell junction. NCBI's taxonomy places the organism in Eukaryota, Metazoa, Chordata, Actinopteri, Labriformes, Labridae. The record is from RefSeq and is a predicted model, not a curated record. The transcript is spliced from 12 exons. Gene Ontology annotation, molecular function: signaling receptor binding. Bases 143 to 1546 code for a protein of 467 amino acids.
ACUCUUAUCUCACUUUAGAUUAUCUCACCUUUAUCAGCUGUUUCCAGCGUUUUGUGACCAGCCCUCUUGCGGACCUUGAGCGGGGGCACGUCGGGUUCACCGGGGUUUUUUUUUUUUCUUCCUCUAUAGCCAACAGGGAAAGAUGACGUUAAAAUCCAAUAAAAACGAACCCGCUGUCAUACUGGAGCCUGUGAACAGCGUCCGGACAGCCCUCUCCGACCUGUACCUGGAGCAGCUCCUCCAAAACAAACCAAAGUCUGACAAGACGACUGUGCAAACCUAUGAGAACAAAGGAGCAGACGUCUACACCAACGGCAGUGCCAAACACAUGAACAGCACAGAGCUGACCAAGAUGAAAGAAGUAGAAUUUGAGAAGAGUCCGUCCGAGCCAAUGGGGGUUACUCUGAAGCUGAACGACAAACAAAGGUGCACAGUGGCCAGAAUAUUGCACGGGGGAAUGAUCCAUAGACAAGGGUCCUUACAUGAAGGGGAUGAAAUAGCAGAAAUCAAUGGGAAAACUGUGACAAACCAAACAGUAGAUCAGCUACAAAAGAUUCUGAAAGAAACUCAUGGAGUCGUGACGAUGAAGAUCAUUCCCAACCUGCAGAGUCGAUCUCGAGCCUGUGAAAUGUUCAUGAGGGCCCAGUUUGACUAUGACCCCACCAAGGAUGACCUUAUCCCGUGCAAAGAAGCAGGUCUGAAGUUUCAAACCGGCGACAUCAUUCAGAUCAUCAACAAGCAGGACCCAAACUGGUGGCAGGGCCGAGUGGAGAGCGGUGCUGCAGACUUUGCUGGACUGAUCCCCUCCCCAGAGCUGCAGGAAUGGAGGGUGGCAAGUAAAAGCAAGGCCAGAGAGGGCAGCCAGUCCUGCAGCCCGUUUGGAAAGAAAAAGAAGUGCAAAGACAAGUACCUGGCUAAACACAGCUCCAUUUUUGACCAGCUGGAUGUCAUUUCUUAUGAGGAGGUUGUUCAGCUCCCUGCUUUUAACAGGAAAACACUGGUGCUUAUCGGUGCACCGGGUGUAGGAAGGAGCCAUAUUAAGAAUGCACUAUUGACCAAAUACCCAGAGAAGUUUUCCUACCCUGCCCCACACACCACCCGACCGCAGCGCAAGGACGAGGAGAACGGACAGGAGUAUUAUUUCAUCUCCAAUGACGCCAUGACCAAGUGCAUCUCCGGAAACGAGCUGCUGGAGUACGGCAGCUUCCAGGGAAACAUGUUUGGAACCAAAAUCGAGACCAUCCAGAAGAUCCAAGAGCAGGGCAAAAUCGCUGUGCUGGACAUAGAACCACAGACCUUGAAAGUCUUGCGGACUGCUGACUUUGCACCUCUUGUCGUGUUCAUCGCACCGACCACUACAGCUGCCCAGACAGAAAACCUUAUGAUGAUCCAGAAAGAGUCGGAAGCCAUCGCGGCCACAUACAGACAUUUCUUCGACGUGAUUCUCGUCAACAACGACGUGGACGAGAGUGUGAAAGGCGUGGAGGAGGCCAUGGAGCAGGCCACCUCCACCCCACAGUGGGUGCCUGUGUCGUGGGUGUACUGACAGACGUCAGUGUAACACCUUUUAGUAAAUGAAAAGCAGUGCAAUAUCACUCCUUACAUGAGUUUGUCCCAGGUGCGUGUGGGUUUACUUUUGGUUCGUGUUUAAUCGUCACAGACCGUUUUUUGCACCAAUGAAUCCAAAAAAAAAAAAAAAAAGCAAUAUUUAGAAAGAUUUAUUAAGAAGCGGAGAGCCUCACAGGGAAUGUUUAGUUUGGAUGUUUAGACGUUUUUGCUUCAGGUCUUUGAGUGGCUAAGGGAUCGUUUUGGUGCGGCACGUGCUUGUGAUUGUUGGAUUGUGAGUAAAUGCAAAAUAGGACCACAACUGUGAAUGAAAUCCUCACUUUGAAGUGUCCGGAUUUUACCAUUAAACCAUGAUUUCUGGAUUCAUCAUCUUUUUUUUUUUCUUUUUCUGUUUUUGCUUGACUGUGCCAUGAAAUUGAGAUUUUUUGAAACUGUGCGUACAUUAAGUGUAACUCCAUUCAACAAUAACACUGUCUACACAAAAUCUUUAGUGAGCCAUUGACAACCUCACGUCUCCUCUCAUCACACUGUAUACCUCAUGGGGUACUGUAAAGGCACUUUUAACAGAAAUAAAUUUCCCAACUCUG